This is a messenger RNA of Pectinophora gossypiella (pink bollworm), 1031 nucleotides long. RefSeq names its product MORN repeat-containing protein 4 homolog (gene rtp). The transcript is spliced from 4 exons. Bases 505 to 975 code for a protein of 156 amino acids. NCBI's taxonomy places the organism in Eukaryota, Metazoa, Arthropoda, Insecta, Lepidoptera, Gelechiidae. The record is from RefSeq and is a predicted model, not a curated record.
ACAGGAACGUCUUAGAUGAUAGACGACUGGUCAAAGAAAAAAAUGCUAACAUCGGAAUAAAGCUAGUAUAUAUAAUCCUCAAAAAUAAAUUUUCUGAUUUGAUUACGAAAUUUAAUGAAGAAUUACGUUUGAUCACGUUCAUUUCAGUACUGUUUUGUAUUCUCACAAUAACGCCAUUAUUACGUAUAGAUGAUCCGUUUUGACGUUUCGAAAGCAACUUAUUAAUAAUGAAUGAACUAACAAAAUUGGGACACUACCACAUCCAACCUAUCUUUUUCUUAUGCCUCAAAAGAAACACUUUGUGUUGACUUUGAUUUUCUCAAUUUGAGUAGUUUGACUAGAAUAAGCAUAUUAUUAUUAUUACAACCAGUAUAUAACACAUAUAAAACAUAGUUGUAGAGGUACAUGGAAUUUCUUAAUUAGAUUAUUAGGGGCAAGCAUGAAACCUUUUCAGUGUGGAGUGUGUUGUUACAGUGUUCGGUAGAAGUUUACUAAAGCAAUAUAAUGGUGGAUGUUGUGGAUCCAGGAGUAGUCAAGACAGGAGCAUAUAAGUAUGAAGAUGGUACUAGGUACGUGGGCGAGUGGAACUCCAAGGGGCAAAAGCAUGGUAUGGGACAUCUGGUCUUACCUGAUGGAACCAGAUAUGAUGGAGCCAUGAUUGGUGGGUUGUGUUCUGGGCUUGGGGUUAUGGCGUUCCCCGAUGGUGCCAAAUACGAAGGAGAGUUCAUGCAGGGUUGGUUCCAUGGUCAUGGUGUCUUCUGGCGAGCUGAUGGCAUGAAGUUCGAAGGGGAAUUCCGAGGAGGAAGGGUCUGGGGACUUGGUUUGGUGACAUUCAGUGAUGGUAGUAAUGGGUUUCCUCGCAACGAAGGUUUCUUCCAAGACUGUCGAUUAGUCCGCCGUAAGAGAUGCCCAGAGGUGGUGCAGAGAGCUCAGAAAGUGGCCUACAUGGCGCGGGCGCAGUGCCAACAAAUGUAGAACAUCAAGGGGGGUUUAUCGACGUUCAUGUACAUAUAAGUACAUAGUAAUUAUUA